AUGCGCCUCACCCUGCAGGCCGGCCCGCAGCUGACCUUCCAGGUCGACGUGGACCCCGAGCACACGGUGAGAGCCCUCAAAGAGAAAAUCGAGCUGCAGCAGGGCAGGCACGCCUUUCCAGCGGCGCAGCAACGGCUGCUGUAUGCCGGCCAAGUCCUCCAGGACGGCGCUGCUCUCAAAGACUACCACCUGGAUGAGCACACAGUGGUAGAGGUGCUGCUGGCCGAGCCCAGCGCAGCUGCCACUGCAGGGCCGGCCGUGCCCAGGGCCACGGCCACCAGCAUGGCCACAGCCACCAGCACGGCCACGGGCACAGACACGGCCACAGCCACCAGCACGGCCACGGGCACAGACACGGCCAUGGGCACAGGCAGGGGCGAGCAGUCACAGCCUGCCCCCUCUGCUGCCCUGGCGUCCAGCCCGUGGGCAGCUGCAGCUCAGGCCCCAGCGCCUGGCCCUGCCUGGGCGGCCACCUCCAACAUGGCGUCUGCCCAGCCCGCCGCACUCGCUGCCCCUGCGCCUGAGCCACCUGCACCACAGGAGGCACCCGCGCCAGGUGCCGCCCUCCCAGCAGCCAGCGACGAGGCCACCGCAGGACCCUUGUCCGGCCCCACGUCCUGGGAGCACGGGGCAGGUGCCCUGGUGUCAGGCCCAGCCUACGAGCAGUCCAUCACGGACCUCGUGUCCAUGGGCUUUGAGCGACGGCAGGUCCUGGCAGCCCUGAGAGCCAGUUACCACAACCCUCACCGAGCCGUGGAGUACCUUCUCGAGGGAAUCCCUGCACACACAGAAGGGCGGGCCGCGCACCAGCCCCCUGCAGCCGCGGGCCGCAGAGCUGCUGGCUCACCAGCAGACGCUGCGUGGACAGCGGCGGCAGAGGCUUUGGCAUCUUCUACCAAACACCUGCUGGACUUUCUCAAGACUGGCUCUGGCCCUGCAGGCCUGGCUCAGGGCCAGCAGGGCUCCAGCGAGCUGACAGCCCAGGAGCUAGAAGCUAUCGACAGGCUGAAGGUCCUGGGCUUUCCUGAAGCACUGGUGAGGCGAGCGUAUCUAGCUUGUGACAAGGACGAGGAGCUGACGGCCAAUUUUCUCAUCGAGCACUACCUGCAGGAGGACUAA
This is a messenger RNA of Ochotona curzoniae (black-lipped pika), 1119 nucleotides long. Its product is annotated as UV excision repair protein RAD23 homolog B-like. Gene Ontology annotation, biological process: nucleotide-excision repair; proteasome-mediated ubiquitin-dependent protein catabolic process. Bases 1 to 1119 code for a protein of 372 amino acids. The transcript has a single exon. The record is from RefSeq and is a predicted model, not a curated record. Gene Ontology annotation, cellular component: cytosol; nucleoplasm. Gene Ontology annotation, molecular function: polyubiquitin modification-dependent protein binding; ubiquitin binding; proteasome binding. Lineage: Eukaryota; Metazoa; Chordata; Mammalia; Lagomorpha; Ochotonidae.